AGAGAUUGCACUAUUAAAGGAAACAUUUAGUUUGGAGCAGAAGCUUCUCCCCCACCCCCCAAAAAAGCGUUGUUUACACCCCUGGUGUGGGUGGGGACUGAGGGGUCUCAGAGCUGGGACUGAGAUUGAAGGACGUUAGCAGAGCUGUGGGGGAUGGGUAGCUCAGGACUGAAUUGCUCUAGAAAUAGGGGCUGCCUGUGGUGUGGAAGAGCUCUGCUCAUUUCUCCCCAUUUUCUCCAUUCAAUCCUAGGUGGCUGUAGGACAGGAAUGAGUAAGAAAUCCUAUAUAGCCACAGAUUUCUGGCAGGUUUCAGGUGCAUUGGGAGAGCUAUUUGGAGAAGCAUGAACAUCAUCUACCCUCACUUGUUGCUUUAGCCCCUAGGAGAGGCUCACCCACAAGAGAUUUUGGUUUCUGCAGCUCAGAAGCGCAGGAUCUCAAGGCAUCCCCACAUCUCGUUGUGUAUGCACCUGCCUGGCGUUCUUCAUGCCCAUCUGAAUGCAACAGGUUCCCACCAGUAAGAAAUGAAAAUAAACUGGUAGUUGCCAGCAGUGCUGAAAACAUGAUGAUUAAAGAAAACACUAUAGACAGAGGCACUCUUGGUCUCAUGGUGAGAGGGCUCUUUUAAUACAAAUCUGCAUGAUUGUGUCCAACCAGGGGAGGCAACUUCUACUGAGAUGUAUUUGCUGCUUUUUAGAGUCCACUACUCCCUGCACCCCAAUCCAAUCUUGUAUAUGGGAAAUAUGGGAAACCAGCAAGCGAUGGCUUUGUUUUCAGUGCCUGCUUGUAUUAAAGAAGCAAAGGAAAGCAGAGACCCACUGCUGUCUGGAACAGCUUAAUAAAAAUCCAUAGAUUUGUUCUACGUAACUUCUCCUAUUUAUGGCAAUUCACAUUAUUGAACACUUGUAUUUCAAAGGCUAGUUAAAAUUAUAUUAAUCCUCCUGCCCAGAGGGAUCUAUGCAUUUCUGUUUUAAUCCUUGGAUCUAAAAGUGCUAUCCCCUGUUUUUGAGUUGGGGAAACUGAGGCACAAGGAACUGGAGUGAUGUGCAGCAGAGUCAAAGUUAGAACUUGGGAUAUGAUGCUCAGUUCGCUUGUGAGGAUGGGUCCUUUAAGACAAUUUAGUUGUCUCCAUAUUCUGAGGUUGUGCUGGGCCCUGUAAAUUACAGUGUCUUUGAGGCUGCUCUAUUUUAUGCUCUGCUGCCAGUGGCCCCCCCGAUGGGCCUGCACUCUGGAGCCAUUUCCACCCACCUUAAGCCUCCUUUAUGCUACCGUUAUCAGUGUGACUGAGAAUCGAGCCCACUGAAUGGCCAGGCAGGCAUCAUGCUAUCUACACACAAAUGGACAUAUGAACAAAAAGCUUGUGUCAGUUCCUGGCUCCUCUCUUGUUAAGGAUAGUCCAUCCUCAGUUCCACACAGGAAGUCUCUGUCCAGGAAUAACCAUUUCAGAUUGAUCAACGAGCCAGUAUUUACGACCAGGGAAUGCCUCACAUGUAUGUGUCAUUGCCUUCAUUUCCAUUUCCCUGAUGACUUCACUUCUAAUAAGAAUAAUUUAAAAAACAGUCCUUUGAAGAAGGCUGGGAUUUCCAAAUAGGUGUUUAGACCCCACUGAAAUUCAAUAGGAGACUGGUGCCAUGUUCCAGUAUGGCAACUCAGGCCUGGUCUACACAAAAAAAUUAGAUUGACCUAGUUACAUCGCUCAGGGCCAUGAAAAAAAUUGUGCCCAAGGUGCCAUACUUAGGUGAACCUAACCCCCAGUGUAGACAGAAUGUAGAAUUCUUCCCUUGACCUAGAUACCACCUCUAAGAAUGGUGGACUAAUCACAUUGAUGGAGAAAAAACCUGGUGCCAAUGUGGUGCUUGUAGUGUAGUCAAUAGCCUCAGAAAAUCUCCACGAAGUCCAGCUGUUUUAAGGAAGCAGGUGUUCUGGCAGCUUUAACAGUUCUAGGGAGGAGAGACUCAACAAGAACAUAAGGCAGCAAGAGGACUAAUAACGUUUAUUGUCUCUCUGACCAUAAAAUAGACACUUCCCCCGGCCUUAUCUGACAGCUCAUCUCCCUCCAGGGAUCAUUGGACAAGAAAGGAACAUUUUGUAAACAAAUGUUUUGUGGCAAAUAUCGAAUUUCACAGGUUUGGGAUUGAGAAGUUCAGCGUGAUCCCUGCUCAGUAAGAACUUGUGAAUGGUUCCCAUCUGGGAUUUGGGUGACGUCACAGGCUAGUUCUCCAGCUGGUGUUAUUUUUACACUUGUAAUCCAUAGGUGCCUGGAAUAGCAGCAUCUUCCACCUCAUGAAACCAGGGGUGGUGGUUGGUUGCUUUUUCCCCCUUCCCAGAGAGGAUUCAAGAUCUGAAAACUGUGCCACUUCAAGAAAGAAAAAUCCACUCCGCCUGCAUGCGCGGGCCACAAGGAAUAUGCUGAAACUGACCCUGGAGGAACAGAGCGCUAGGAAUGCAGCAAACUGAGGGUGAGAUGGCAGCAUGGUAAUCUUGGAGAUGGAGGCCAAGGCAUCUGAGCCAAGCGUUGGUGGAGAGGGGAGCUUCGAGGCGUGGGAUUUGGGGGUGUUUGGCCUUUCUCUUAGGCAUGCCAUUUCAAAGUUGACAGCAGUGCUGCUGUGGCUAACUGGGCUCCAUGCAAAUGGGUUUAGCGACCAAGGCAGGAGUGAUGAGUGACCGACCAGACUGAAGCCCUGUUUUGUCUCACAGGGCCAUGCAGUCGGCUUGCUCGGCAGAACUGGAUGGGGAAGUAACUUGCUGCCAGUUCCAAUCCCCCCAUCUGCUUUAGUCACUUCCACAGCACUGACAGGGAUACGUCACAAUCAGCUUCCCUUGAGCUGUUGGCUCUGCAUGGAAUUCUGCCCCCUUCCCACCCAACACUAGGAUGUAAGUUGAGGUAGGAAAGGGCCUAGUUUAAUGUAAACUUUCUUCCAGCCCUGGGGUACAUAUAUUGCAGCAGCGUUCGACCCUUUCACACGUGGCUAGAGUCUGAGUGAAAGGGGGGCUCACAGCACUUUAGACAUCACUUCUGUAGCUGGACGACUGUGUACACAUCAAGAUCUGUCUCGCUCUCUCUGCCCCCUCUGCUUUCCAGCACCUCAAGCCCCUUGCUUGCCCAGACACUCAACAGAUGGAACCCAAAGGAGAAGGAGAAAGAUUCAAGUUUAGAGGCACCUCCCACCAGCUCCUUUCUUGAACGUGUCAAGUUCAGCCGGUGUUUAUUUCCCACACGUCAAGUGUAUCAGGGCUAAUGCCCUGUGUGUGGGGACCCAGAUCUGAAGCUUCUCUUCUGAGCCUGUCAUCUGUGCAGGGAGCAGCAGGAUGAUAUUUAUAGCAGUGGAGGUGCCAGCAUCUGAUGUCUCAGCUUCUCACCUUGUCACCUAAAUACCAUUAGCAGCAGGUCACCCUCAGCUCUGCAGAGCCAGGUUGCUUUGACAAGAAGGCCGGUUCCCUUGCAGUUCAGGCUGCUGGACUCAGAUCAGAUCAGAUCCAUCUGAUCAACCAGUCCAUUGCCUUCUGGUCGACCCAAGAUUGCUCUCUCAUAUGCCCCACUCCUUUAUCUGCAGGGAAUUCUGCAGUGUCCCUGGUGGCAAAGGCUUGGGCUACACUUUGAAGUAGUGAUAACGUUGCUGUGUCAGUCAGGGUGGGAAAAAAACAUACCCAAUGUAGCUUUGCCAUCAAAGCCAUCAGUAUAGAUGCAGCCGUGUUGACAGAAGAGGCUUUCUGCUGAGAUAGCUAACGGUGUUCAGGGUGGUGGUCCCACACCAACCGAAAAACUUGUAUUGGUCUAGGUUGCGUCUACACCAGAGGGCUGUGCCAGCAUAGCUAUGCCAGUAUGGGCUCCGUAGUGUAGACGCACCUGAAGAAGAGCCAAGACACGACUGUGAGGAACACAGAGGGGAUUGACUGAUUUAUUUUCAGCUGAGGCUGCUGGACAGAGCCGACCCUGUGGUUCCCUCUGUCUCUUUAGUGUCUCUGUCUCUCUUUCACCUCCAUUUCAUCUGCCCUCCUGCUGUUUCCCUGUUUCCUUCCCUCUCACUUUCUUCAGGACAGUUAGUCACCGUGGGAAUCGCUGUUGGGUGGAAUUUGCUGAACCCUGGUAGCCAGAAUGCACCUGAGUGAAUCGGCAGUGAAAACCCUCCCACAGCCCACUGGGCCCCGCCCUGUCAAAUCCCUACAUCAGCCAGAGCUCCAGGAUCAGGCCCCUGCGUCAUCCUGUUCUGGAUCACAUCAGCUCCCACGUCUCUGCCGGGAGAGCUCCAUGCCGCCAGGCCUGCAGAGAGAGGCGCUGACACUGCCCCGUUAACACCCCUCUGCUCUUCGCACUCCCAGCUCGUCAUCUGCCUGAGCCGCCCAAGGGGGGAAGCAGGAGGAAUGGUGAAGUGAGGAAGAACAGCAGGGGCCCAUCCUGGGCCCACCACUGCCCUGGCCUCACAGAUUGCCAUCCCCGCCUUCGCAGCCUCUGUGUCCCCAGUGCAGAGAGGACAGAGGCUCCUUACUGCUCCCAGCUGGAAUUGUGCUCUGGAGCUAGCGAUCGAUCCCAGCUUCACCCUCCAUCCCCUCCUGGGGGAGGGCUGGAGAUGGAAACCUGCCCGCACUGGGUUCUGCCCAUGCAGCGACUCUCAAAUUCAGCUCAUCAUAGGAAGGCCGUCUCCAUCCACCCCGAAGCUCCUGCCCCAGGCGUCCAGGCGCCUCCCCGCCAGGGCAUGGAAGCUGUGUCCGCCCUGCAGCUCGUGAACCUGACCAGCCUCAAUCGCACCGAGCUGGUGGGGCUCCUGUCCCAGCACUCGUCCGCCAACGAGCAGCCCCUGUACAGCGAGUACAAGCCGCCCGUCCGCGACCUCAUCCCCCUGCCCAAGGCUGUGCUCUACCUCCUCAUGGCGGCCCUGGUGGUGGUGGGCGUCGCCUACGCCAUCGUGGGGCACCUCAUCAAGGACCUGGCCCAUGACCUCGUAGACUGGCUGCUGGGGCCACAGCCCGACAAGGAGAACGACUCGGACACUGCGCCCCCGCCCCCUGCAGUGUUCCACCGUGCGCAGCCCCCCAUGGCUGAGCCCCAUAGCCCCGGCGAGGUGCACAUCAUGCUGCAGGGGGGGGCCCAGCCCACAUAGGGCAGGCCCCCCCCCCCCAGCCAUGGACAGGAGGGGCUGAGCCUGCGGGUGCACCCAGAGACCAGCGAGCUGCGCCGGCCACCAGCCCAACACGCCGCGGAGCCCAGAGGCCCAGCUGGGAUGGACGGUGCCUGAGGGCAGGCAAGGACCCCCCGUGGCCAUCAGGGGGGACAGCUGUUCGCCCCCAGCCCCGUCUCCUCUGCCACUUUGGGGCCUCGCUGACGCCAACGACCCGGCUGGGGGACUGUCAGUGGCUAGUGACCCCCACCAGCGGAGCUUCCUGCUGGCCCUGCAGCUGCACCCCACAGAGGGGCCAGGACCCAGGAGGGCGGGUCUGUGCUCGGGGGGGGGGGGCGUGAGCAAGGCAAGGCCUGGCGAAGGGAAGGGCAGGUGCUGCCUAUGGGCCCCUCUGAGUGGGGGGCACAGCAGGGCCACUUCCCCCCAGCCAGAAGCCCCCCUGCACUCAGGACGGGGGGCACAUGGCUCUGGCCACAGCCCCUGCCCUGAGGCCCCUGUGGGGGAGGGGCCCCUCGGGGCUCAGGCAGCACCAGGGACGGAUCCGUUUGUCAAAUAAAACAUUGACUCUGAAAAUG
Messenger RNA from Chelonoidis abingdonii (Abingdon island giant tortoise), 5689 nucleotides. The record is from RefSeq and is a predicted model, not a curated record. NCBI's taxonomy places the organism in Eukaryota, Metazoa, Chordata, Testudines, Testudinidae.